This is a messenger RNA of Vespa mandarinia (Asian giant hornet), 542 nucleotides long. It is a transcript of the gene Dad1, whose product is annotated as dolichyl-diphosphooligosaccharide--protein glycosyltransferase subunit. Gene Ontology annotation, cellular component: membrane; oligosaccharyltransferase complex. The record is from RefSeq and is a predicted model, not a curated record. Gene Ontology annotation, biological process: protein N-linked glycosylation. Lineage: Eukaryota; Metazoa; Arthropoda; Insecta; Hymenoptera; Vespidae.
AUUGUAUCUUUCUUCAGAAUAGUUUGUUUCAACGAAAAAAUUAAAGGAAACAAAAAUAACGUAUAAAAAUGUCGGCAAUUGCGGUAAUUGGAAAGUUCCUUCAAGAAUAUACGAAAACUACUCCGAAAAAGCUCAAAAUUAUUGAUGCUUAUUUACUGUAUGUGUUUUUGACGGGUGUCAUACAAUUUGUGUAUUGCUGUCUUGUUGGCACUUUUCCAUUCAAUAGUUUUCUAAGUGGUUUUAUAUCUUGUGUCUCUUGUUUCAUAUUAGGAGUUUGUCUUCGAUUACAAGUAAAUCCACAAAACAAAAGUCAAUUUUAUGGAAUAAGCCCGGAGAGAGGAUUUGCUGACUUUAUAUUUGCCCAUAUUAUACUUCAUAUCAUCGUAAUGAACUUCAUUGGUUGAAAGAAAUAUUUUUUUCUCAAUAGUUUAUAUCAAUUUAAUCGGAAUUAAUGAUCAGGAAUAUAUUAACGAAGAAAAUCGCACUUUUAUAUAUUAAAAACAUAAAUGUAAAGAAUAAUAAAUCAUUUUGAUUCGUUCUAA